AUGACUGCGUAUAAGACACCCAUAGGGACUUCUCCCUAUCACAUAGUUUUUGGGAAAUCAUGUCAUCUUCCGGCGGAAUUAGAACACCAAGCUUAUUGGGUAAUUAAGAGGUUAAACUUGGACCCCGAGCUGGCCGGUAGAAAGAGAGUGAAUCAACUAUAUGAGCUUGAGGAGUUUAGGCUCCAUGCGUAUGAGCAUGCCAAGAUUUACAAAGAAAAGAUGAAGAGGUGGCAUGACAAGCACAUAGUUACUCGUACUUUCACUCCAGGAGAAAAUGUACUACUCUUUAACUCUAGAUUGAGGUUAUUCCCCAGAAAACUAAGGUCUAAAUGGAUUGCUUCUUUCGAAGUGGUAAGAAUGACACAACAGGGGGCUGUUGAACUUAAAGGUGAGUCUGGACCUACGUUCUUGUUAAAUAGGCAAUGGGUGAAACACUACUUUGGUGUGGAUUUGGAUUGUGAUCGGGAGGCUCUGGAGCUAAAUGAUGAAUGA
This is a messenger RNA of Solanum stenotomum, 492 nucleotides long. RefSeq lists its product as uncharacterized. The record is from RefSeq and is a predicted model, not a curated record. The transcript has a single exon. NCBI's taxonomy places the organism in Eukaryota, Viridiplantae, Streptophyta, Magnoliopsida, Solanales, Solanaceae. Bases 1 to 492 code for a protein of 163 amino acids.